Rosa rugosa (rugosa rose) is the source of this 1770-nucleotide messenger RNA. Its product is annotated as putative glutamine amidotransferase GAT1_2.1. The coding region runs from base 321 to 1589 and encodes 422 amino acids. The transcript is spliced from 4 exons. Gene Ontology annotation, molecular function: hydrolase activity, acting on carbon-nitrogen (but not peptide) bonds, in linear amides. Gene Ontology annotation, cellular component: cytosol. NCBI's taxonomy places the organism in Eukaryota, Viridiplantae, Streptophyta, Magnoliopsida, Rosales, Rosaceae. The record is from RefSeq and is a predicted model, not a curated record.
CCUGAAAAACGAACGCACCGACCAAAUCCAUCGGUUUUUCUCUCUUUUUGGUGAUAAACACCACCUGAAUAUCUGUUUCCUUUUCCCCAAGCUACCAAACCUGUUUCCCAGCAAGACCAAAUCCAACAAAAAAAACUGUUACAGCACUAAAUCUCCCACAGUUUUUGCCUCCCUCCCCAUAAUCAGCCAGAAUUAACGUCGCAGAUUAAGACCUCAUUCCGGAAAUCCAUAUUCAUUAAUAAGUUACUCCUCUGCUUUUUCAAAACCAUAAAGGGUCUUAUACAUGUAAAUCCUCCAUCCUUCUCUGUAAAUCCAAAUCCAUGGCUAAUUCAGAUCUCUCAAUGGUUCUUCCUAGGGUUCUCAUCGUCUCCCGCCGCACGCUCCGCAAGAACAAGUUUGUAGAUUUCGUCGGAGAAUAUCAUCUAGAUCUAAUUGUGAGCUAUGGAGCGGUGCCUAUUAUUGUUCCACGAGUCAGUGGAGUCCAUACGCUACUCCAAAGCUUUGAACCAAUCCAUGGGGUUCUCCUAUGCGAAGGGGAAGACAUAGAUCCAUCACAUUACGACGCAGAGCUCUCGGGGUUCUCCUCCGAGGAGCUCCAAGAAAUCGGGAAGCUACACGCGAGUGACACCGUCAUUGACAAAGAGAAGGACUCCAUUGAACUGAGGCUGGCGAAGCUAUGCCUAGAGAGGAACAUACCCUACUUGGGAAUAUGCCGAGGGUCACAAGUCCUCAAUGUGGCAUGUGGGGGUACAUUGUAUCAGGAUGUUGAGAAGGAACUCGAGAAAGAGUGCCCGGAUCAGAAUCAGAGAGUGACUCACAUGAACUAUGAUGAUUACGAUGGACAUAGACAUGUGGUGAAGGUGGUGGAGAAUACUCCUUUGCAUCAAUGGUUUAGAGAUUCUUUGGAUGAUGAGAAAAUGGAGAUGAGAGUCAACAGUUAUCACCAUCAAGGUGUUAAGAGAUUGGCGCAGAGGUUUGUGCCAAUGGCUUUCGCCCCUGAUGGUUUGAUCGAAGGGUUUUAUGAUCCGGAUGCUUAUAAUCCUGAAGAAGGUAAGUUCAUCAUGGGACUUCAAUUUCAUCCAGAGAGAAUGCGGCAACUUGAUUCGGACGAUUUUGAGUACCCAGGGUGCGCAUAUGCAUAUCAGGAAUUUGUUAAAGCAGUAAGAGCUUAUGAAAAGAAGCUCAGUCAGUCGGAGUGCGUGCCAAAGGCUCCAAAGCUUAACCAUGAGCUAGAGAUGAAGAGAAAGAGCCUCCUAAGGAGCUUCUCAGUCGCCAAAAACAUGUAUUCUAGGCGUGGUAGUAUAUCAAGCAAAGAAUCUGAACUGGAAGUUGGAGCUGAGUUUCUAGAGGCAAAUACAGCAUUGAGUUUGCAGCAAGAGAAAAGGCUAAAGCAAAUGGGGGCAACAGUGAGAAAUGCUUCGGCGUACAUGGAGCAAUUGAAGAUGGGUGAGGAGAGGGAGAGAGUUGCAAGGGCCAUCAUUGGGAAAAUGUCCAUAGAGCAGAUAUCUGAAUUGAUGUCAUUCUACCGCAUCAUGACUCAGAUAUGUUCCGACUCUUUAGAGAAGAAGAUAACUGACCCAGCGAGUUGAUCAAUUGCUUACUUUUCCAUCUGAUUGCUGUGCAUACCUCUUAUGAUUUCCCCGAGCCAUUACUAUUCUGGACUUCUGAGCUUCCUUCCGAGCCAGUGUUUCAUUAUGUGCUUUGUUUUAUUACUUUGGUGAAAGUAUCAAUGUAUUCUAGUAUUCAACAACAAUAUAUGAAGUUCCAUUA